Molecule: messenger RNA, 3105 nt
Organism: Cebus imitator (Panamanian white-faced capuchin)
Lineage: Eukaryota; Metazoa; Chordata; Mammalia; Primates; Cebidae
Gene: CD4
Product: CD4 molecule
Exons: 10
Coding region: 225-1598 (457 amino acids)
Biological process (GO): interleukin-15-mediated signaling pathway; T cell activation; cell adhesion
Cellular component (GO): membrane raft; external side of plasma membrane
Molecular function (GO): MHC class II protein binding; coreceptor activity; protein tyrosine kinase binding
Source: RefSeq, a predicted model, not a curated record
GAGCCUCCCCAUUGGGCUUCCUGUCUCUUCAUUUAAGCUCGACUCUGCAGAAGAAACAAAGCACCCUUCCCAUUGGGCUCCUGGCUGCAGAACUCCAAGUCCUCACACAGAGACACCUUUUUGAGAAGCAGAGGGCAAGAAAGACGCAAGGCCAGAGGCCCUGCGAUUUCUGUGGGCUUAGGUCCCUACUGGCUCAGGCCCCUGCCUCCCUCAGCAAGGCUACAAUGAACGGGGGAAUCCCUUUUAGGCACUUGCUCCUGGUGCUGCAACUGGCGCUACUCCCAGGAGUCACUCACGGAAAGACAGUGGUGCUGGGCAAAAAAGGGGAGAUGGUGGAGCUGCCCUGUGAAACUUCCCUGAAGAAGAACACGCAGUUCCACUGGAAAACCUCUGACCAGAUAAAGAUUCUGGGAAUUCAGAACUCCUUCUUGACUAGAGGUCAAUCCAAGCUGGCUGAUCGCAUUGACUCAAAGAAAAGCUCUUGGGACCGAGGAUCCUUUCCCCUGCUCAUCAAGAAUGUUCGGGUAGAAGACUCAGAGACUUACAUCUGUGAAGUGGAGGGCAAGAAGGAGGAGGUGGAAUUGCAGGUGUUCGGAUUGACUGCCAACCCUGACACCCACCUGCUUCAGGGACAGAGCCUGACCCUGACCUUGGAGAGCCCCCCUGGUAGUAGCCCCUCAGUGGAGUGCACGAGUCCACGGGGUAAAAGGAUACAGGGGAUGAAGACCCUUUCCUUGUCUCAGCUGGAGAUCCAGGACAGCGGCACCUGGAAAUGCACGGUCUCCCAGCACCUGGAGCUGGUAUUCGAAAUCAACAUCGUGGUACUGGCUUUCCAGCAGGCCUCCAGCACAGUGUAUAAGAAAGAGGGGGAGCAGGUGGAGUUCUCCUUCCCACUCGCCUUUGCAGCUGAAACGCUGACGGGCAGUGGCGAGCUGCGCUGGCAGGCGGAGAGGGCUUCCUCCUCCAAGUCCUGGAUCACCUUCAACCUGACGAACAAGGAGGUGUUUGUAAAAUUGGUUACCCAGGACCCCAAGCUCAGGAUGGGCAAGAAGCUUCCGCUUCACCUCACCCUGCUCCAGGCCUUGCCUCAGUAUGCUGGUUCUGGAAACCUCACCCUGGCUCUUAAAGGGAAAACGGGAAAGUUGCAUCAGGAAGUGAACCUCGUGGUGAUGAGAGCGACUCAGCUCCAGAACAAUUUGACCUGUGAGGUGUGGGGACCCACCUCCCCUAAGCUGUUGCUGAGCUUGAAACUGGAGAACCAGGAGGCAAAGGUCUCCAAGCGGGAGAAGGCGGUGUGGGUGCUGAACCCUGAGGUGGGGGCGUGGCAGUGUCUGCUGAGUGACUCAGGACAGGUCCUGCUGGAAUCCAAGGUCGAGGUUCUGCCCACAUGGUCUCCCCCGGUGCAGCCAAUGGCCCUGAUUGUGCUGGGGGGUGUCGCAGGCCUCCUGGUUUUUACUGGGCUAGGCAUCUUCCUCUGUGUCAGGUGCCGGCUUCGAAGGCGCCAAGCAGAGCGGAUGUCUCAGAUCAAGAGACUCCUCAGUGAGAAGAAGACCUGCCAGUGCCCCCACCGGUUUCAGAAGACAUGUAGCCCCAUUUGAGGCAUGAGGCCCGGGAGAUCCCACUCGCAGCCUCCCCAGGGGUGUGCCCCACGUUUCCCAUUGGGCUCAUGGCCUGUGGACCAGAUGAAUGUAGCAGAUCCCAGGCCUCUGGCCUCCUGUUCUCCUCCACAAUUUCUCAUUGUUUCUCCUCGUCUGUUCCCAACCCCUGGGUUAGGCCCCAGCUUUAUCGGUUGAGUGUUGCUCUCAAUUUUCCAGAGGCUUAAUCACACCAUUCUUCCCCCAUUUUCUUUCCCUUCAAGCCCUAGCUCUUCUCUCAUUAUUUCUCUCUGACCCUCUCCCCACUGCUCAUUUGGGUCCCAGGGGAGUGUCCCGGGCCAGCCCUGCCUGGCAUGGAGGGUGAGGCUGGGUGUCUGGAAGCAUGGAACUCGGGACUGUUGUUUUACAGGACAGGACCCUGGGACCACAGAGGGCAGGAACUUGCACAGACUCACACAGCCAAGCCAGUCAAGGUCGGAUGCAGAUCCAAAGGUUUCUGACAGCCAGCACCUCCUGCCCCACGCCACCCGCCUCUCACCCUGUGUGGGCAGGGCCACAGACUCACGUCCUGACCUUGCACAAACAGCCUCUCUGGACAUAUCCCCAUGUACACAGCCACAAGAGAUGUUUCACAUCCUCUGUCUAUUUGAGACUUAAAAAACCCUACAAGGCUGGCAGUAACAGAAUGAAAACCAUCAUCUCGUUUAUAGACCAGAACCAGAACUUGGAGAGGCUAGACGAUUGAUUACCCAAGAUCAUACAAACGCUGGAGUUGGGACUAACCCAGGCCCCUUGUCCCAAGUUCCACUGCUGCCUCUUGAAUGCAGGGAUAAAUGUUACAUGACUCUCAGCAGUGGCUAGUGGUGGGUACUCAGUGAGUGCUUUUGGGUUCACAGGAGCACAGCACCCAUGGGAAGGCCCAUCUCAGAGAGUUUAUGAGCAUGGAUGAAGCCUCCCUGUCUAAAAUCUCUCCUUCAUCACCUUCUGGUGGCAGAGUCCUGUUACCAGAGGACAAAGACUUUGGCUCUCCUAAUCAGAGUGGAGGCUGGGAGCACAGGCCCUGUGGGAGAGAAUGCCCAGUGACCAGCCACUCACCCUGUGCAGAACCUUCUGGAAGUGAGCUUUGCUGGGAGACGGGAUGGCUAGCCUGAGAGAGAACCCUCUGAGGGACCACAAAGGUGAUUGUGCCAGCCUCUGUGCCUGCCCCACGCCCCUCUUUACCCUCCUCCAAGACCAUCAGGACACAGGGAAAUCAGGGUUACAAAUCUUCUUCCUCUUCUUGAUCCAUUUCGCUCAGGAUCCCCUCUCUUCCUACCCUUCCUCACCACUUCCCUCAGUCCCAACUCCUUUUCCCUCUUUCCUUCUCCUCCUAUCUUUAAAGCCUGCCUCUUCCAGGAAGACCACCCUGUUGCUGCUGGGGCUCCCAAUUUGCUUACUCUGCAUUUGUACCCACUCUCCACCCCUGCUCCCCUGAGCUGAAAGAAAAAUACAAUAAACUUACUAUAAAGAA